Molecule: messenger RNA, 698 nt
Organism: Diabrotica balteata
Lineage: Eukaryota; Metazoa; Arthropoda; Insecta; Coleoptera; Chrysomelidae
Source: the annotation of a GenBank genome assembly
AUGGAAAAGAAAAUGCGAAGGCAUGGGAGUACCGAUGUCCCUGAAGAUGCGCCUGCGUUAAAAGCAGAGGUUCAGAAAAUAGCUCCAGGAGCUACUUUAAGGGCUAAUUGUACAACUCCCGGUUCAUAUCCAGCGAUGAACAUAACCUGGUUUCUCAACGACAAAAAGAUGCACUCUAGUCGUUUUCGCAACGAUGUUGAAUUCGAAGAUAUCUACGACGCAUCCGACAAUGGCGUCGACGUCCAAAUCGAGAAGUCAAUCUUCCGUUUCGACGCUUUGCCGGGCCUAGAAACCACUCAGUCAACAUUUUCCGUGAAAACACGUCCCGAUCUAUUCGACAAAGGCAAACUAAGGCUGCGCUGUUUGGCGACCUUGUUUACCCUUUACGAGGCUUCCAGAGAGGCGGAAAUACAGGAGGAUGCUCCUAAACUGGCGCUUGUCAUGGUACACAAAGAUCAAAGAAGUAAAGGACACUACAACUUCCACCGAGAUGUGACCACGACAAUCUCUUUUAUAUUGCCCAUAAUUUCAAUAACCCUAUUGGUAAAUUAAGGACAUCAAAGAGAUCAAAAGUAAAUUAAAUCAAAGUGAAAUUUUAACAUUAUAAACUUAAGAUAUUGAUGGACGGAAUGUGUUAAAUGAUUGUGAUUUUUAAUAAAUGUGAUUUCUGUUUUAAAAUCAAAAUUGGCAAAAUGCGC